UGUCGGCGUUAACCCCGACUGUCUCCUCUCCUAUUUAUACCCUUCAAACCCUAACAUUCUCUUUCAACUCUCUAUUCUUAAGACUCGACUCUCCCCCACUUCCCCAACACCCAUGGCUGUCGACGCCCUCCAACUUCGUCGUCAUUCUCUCUCCGGACCUCCCUCCGAUCCUCCUCCGCUCCCUCCCAAGGCCGUCCGUUUCGGCGGUGUCGCCUCUAAGGAGGCGCAUUUUAGAGGCGUGCGUAAGCGUCCCUGGGGCCGCUUCGCCGCGGAGAUCCGCGAUCCCUGGAAGAAGACCCGAAGGUGGCUCGGAACCUUCGAUACCGCCGAGGAGGCUGCUCGGGCCUACGAUGAGGCUGCCAGGAGUCUUCGUGGACCCAGGGCAAAGACGAACUUCAUCUAUGCCGCUGUGCCUGUCGCUCCGUCGGUCCCAAUGCCACCGGUGGCAGCUUCCACGGCUAGUGGCGGUGAUCGAGAUAGCGGGCAGAUGUUGGGGAGGCGCGUGGAGUUUUGGAGGCCUCCGUUGCAUUGCGUGGCGGAUGCUACGGUGGGAGUGCCGGUGAGAUCGGAGUACAAGGGAUACAAGUUGGAGAAUGUGGAUGUGGUGGUGAGCGAGGAGAGAAAGUUGCGGAAACAGGAGAAACCGUUAAUGCUCGAUCUUAACCAACCACCGCCACUCUUCUGAGGCCUUUCGAUGCUGUCAGGACAGCGUUAUGAUCUAGGCUUCUUGACGGUUGGCGAUAAGGACUUCGAAGAUCUUUGAUUUUUUUUUUUUUUUGGGCGAAUGACUGGGGGUUGAGUAUUGCCCUGGUGAUGUACAGUAGAAAGUGCAGGAUUUUGUAAACGGGAGUCAUUGUAACCUGAAUCAAAGGUCCAAAUGCAUAUGUAUCUACUAUAUGUAUGUAUGUAUGUAUUGCCCUGAGUUUAUCAUCACAACGCUGUUUCGUUUGUGUCUAUUUGUUCAUUAUUAUAAUCCGUUUUGGUCCUGCCAACUGAAAAGCUACAUAGGACGAAAAUUUGUAUAGUUGAAGGAUGGAAGCUAAAUUUGCUGAAGAAAGUGGGAUCUGGCUUCAUAGUUCAUGGAGGAAGACAGCAAGUCACGGACUUCUCAUUUCCUUUUGUUUUGACCAAAAUUAAUGGAACUGAUUUUGGCAUGGACUCAUGCCUUCUGAAAGGGGGACCAGGUAAAAUCAACGGUAGAUCGGGUCGUAGCCUGUAACGUCACUCGUGGCGCCUCAUUUUCAUGACUAAUAAACGAUCGGGCUUACUUUACGCACGUAGAAAAUAUUUUUAUGAUGGGACUGUAAAUGACGCGUAUUACGACUCUUAUUGAUGAUAAAUUUUUUC
Prosopis cineraria is the source of this 1347-nucleotide messenger RNA. RefSeq names its product ethylene-responsive transcription factor 3-like. Gene Ontology annotation, biological process: regulation of DNA-templated transcription. The record is from RefSeq and is a predicted model, not a curated record. The coding region runs from base 113 to 685 and encodes 190 amino acids. The transcript has a single exon. Gene Ontology annotation, molecular function: DNA-binding transcription factor activity; DNA binding. NCBI's taxonomy places the organism in Eukaryota, Viridiplantae, Streptophyta, Magnoliopsida, Fabales, Fabaceae.